AAUAAAAGACAUAAGAACUGUCUUUUAGCUAAAAAUUAUAAAAAAAAAUAAAAAAAUCUCAAAUUAUGAGUUAAAAACUCUGACUAAAAAACCAUAAUUAAUAAUGCCCUAAAUCUCUCACAAAUAUUACAAUAAUUUUGUUUAUAUAAUUUAGAGAAUUUGCUGCAUAUAUACAAGAAUUGUAGCUAAAUUUUCAACAUAGGGUUCCAUAUGCAUAUUCUACAUUUUUCAAUGAUACCGUAAUAGCCCUAUAAUUGAACUCAACGCCUAACUUAUAGCCUACUAGUCACGAUCCUAAGUAUAGCAUAUCUAUGUGUUGAUACGUUACGGACCCAAGGAAUCACCAUAUAUGUGUUUAUGGCUUCAAAUGGUGACCAUUGUCCCGUUCUGCCUCAUAGUUAACAGUAACAAAAUUUUUUAUAUAUACUAUGGAUCCGAAUGUUUGACCGCCCCGCACCGCACUUAACAGUAACAAAAAUCUAUGCAUAUAUCAUAUAUUUAUAUGUGUUUAUAACUGUUAAAACCGCACCGCAGUUAUACCGUUUGUCCCGCAACGCUCAAUCCGCUGUUACCAUUCGGAGCCUAUAUAUCUAUACAUUUUUAUAACUGUUAAAACCGCACCGCAGUUGAACCGCUUGUCCCGCACCGCUCAAACCGCAGUCACCAUUCAGAGCCUAUAUAUAUUGUCUCUCUCUUAUCUACCUAGAAACUCAUCUCUUUUUUGUUGGAACUAUUUUUUUAUAAACUUAAUGGGCUGAGUAAAAAAUUGAAUAAGUAUAAAUAUAAUUUUUAUAAGACUAAAGAGCUGUGUAAAAAAACUUUUAUUGUAAAGAAAUAUGUGUAUUUUUUAAAAAAUAGUGUUAAAUUUAUUCAAAAAAAAUAUUUGUACAAUAUAUGUAAUUUUAACCAAAUGUUAUGCAGAAAAUAGAUUUGAGACCUGACACAACUCCUAUAUUAUCGAAAUGAAAACCAUGUUUUCAUGGCGUUUUCGUAUCAACUUAUUUCGAACUAUUUUAUCAAUGCCUUUGAUCAGUAUUGCAGGAGGGUGUGAGUCUUCUCCAUGCUUUCUCCCAUUUCUCUCUUUCCAUAUAGUAGACAGUGUUGCUUGAAACACAUACCGGAGCAGGAAAAGUUGAGUCGUAUCCUUUGUAUGGUCUGUUAGUAGUCGGAUUACAUCUUCCCAUUUGUUGGUGUAUGUGAAGACAGUAACUUCAGAGUGAGGUUUUUCCAGACUUCUUCCGAGUAUGGACAUUUGUAGAAGAGGUGGUCUCGGGUUGCAAGUGGCUCGGAACAGAGUGAGCACAUGGUUGACGCAGCCGUGUUCCAAUGUGAGAUUCUGUCCCAUGUGCAUAGCCUGUUCUGAGUAUCUUGGCGUAUUGAACGGGAACCAGACCCCUGCAAACCAAUCGACUUUGGCACUGAUUGGUCUAGUUAAAUUCCAAAUCAUAUUUGAAUUAAAAUAUGGGUAUUUGAUGAAAAGGAUAAAUCUUACAGAAUUUAUGCUCAAAUAAUUAUGGAAGGUUUCUUAUAUUAUUUUAGAGAAAUGUAAAGAUUGCGUCCAAAUAGUUGUAGCAUAUUUCCUAUAAUAUUUUUGGAUAAAUGUAAAGUUGCGUCCAAAUAAUAAUAGAAUACUUCUCAACUAAUUAUGUAAUAUUUCUCUUGGUGAUCAAGUAACUCAUACUCAUAUAAAUAGACACAUAAUCUCUUCAUUCUAGACACACAGAAAAAGCAUACGCUAAAUACCAGUUGGAAACUAGUUCCAGAGAAAACCCUAGUCGUCUUAAAUAAGUCUUGAGAGUACAACGUAGUAGUUAGUUCGCAGAUUUUGUUUUGGGUGCAGCUAAACAGUCUCAUUGUGGUUGUAUCAUGGGAUCAUCCAAACCGUCUCACAUCACGGGAGAUUUAUUGAGCUAAAGAAAUAGAUUAAAUCUCGACUCCACGAAUUCGUCUAUUUCUUUAAUGGUUUCUUAAACGUUUUCCUACAUCUAUAUUAUCGUUUAUUCGAUUUUUGUUUCGGAAUUUUCAAUCAGGAUUUUCGCGGUCCUAACAUUCUUAACUCAAUAAAUAUGUUUUUUGCUUAUCGCUUAACUCAGAUUGAAAUAUUGCGAAAAAGAAAUUUCUAAGAAAAACGAUUUUAUAAACGUUUUUGAAAGCGAUCUGAAACGAUUUGCGAACACUCUUUAACUAUUUUACAAAAAAAAGGCUUUGAUCUAUAAGAUGAAUCAUAUAAGAAAAUGAUUUACGCGACAGUCUGUGGCAGGUUCACGAUCUCGUUUUUCUAAUUAUAAAAACAAUGUAAUCAAUUGAAAGUUUAAGAACACCUUUAAGGCGGAUUCUGGGAUAGACUAUUAAAUGUUUAAGAACGCUUUACGCGAUUCUGGGAACGUAUAGCAACUUAAGAGUUUCAAAUUUAAUCGCUUGAUUAAUGAUGUCACUGACCUUAAGUAAAUAACUGAGCUACAAAAUUUAAGCUCGUAAGAUAAAUUUUGUAAAAUAUGAAUAAAUCAUAGAAGAUUGAGUUCACAAGAUUUUUGGAUAAAUUGAUAUCUAAAAAUUGUGUCCACAUAGAUAAAUCCCUAAUUGGGAAUGGUCAUCCAUUUGGUUCAUCUUCAUGUGAAGAUUUGUCUAUAUGUAAUAAAACUAGUAUACAAGUCUAUAGUCAGUUGAAUACUUUCAUGGAACAUAAAGUUUCCUUAUAGACAAAUCAAGGUUCAGAACACACGCUCAAAGAAUUUUGCAGUGACACAAUUUCUUUUGAUGAAUUAUAUGUUCAUCAUAUAAUAGUCAAAGAGUUGUGAUUCUACAUGCGUGAGAGAACAACUGCUUGUACAUCAACUAAUUUGAUAUACUAGGUUUAUAGGUAAAUUGGAAAUUUUCCAAUAAAAUCGAUCUUUCACAAGCAAAGGUUAUGAGUCAUAUGAAUUGACUUUCAAGUAAGUCAAAUAUGCAAAUUACAAAGCAUAUGAAAUUCAAAACUGUGAACUUAUUGUGAAAGUGAUUGAGCAAAAGAACUAUGAAAGCCUAAUGUUCAUAUGAAAUUAUAAAUUAGCUUUAGAAAGCAACAUGCUUAAAAGAAGUUCAAUGGACAACUUCAAAAGUUGACACACAUCGUAGCAAGGUUGGCGAAUGUUGUAGCAAUAUUGCUUUACGUAGAGACAAUAUAAAAUCUCAAACCAAUUUGGUAAAAAACUAACACAUGAAGUGUAGUUUUGAGUCAACAUUUCAUAACAUAAUGGAAUAAACGGGCUAGUCCCCAAAAAUGCCCGUCAAGCAAGGGCAGUUGGCGGGGAAGCAAGAAGAAAUAUCAGGUUGGCUCUCAAAACUGAGAAAUUGGAUCUCACGUCGGUAGCUAUCCAUAGAUCACUGGCGAUCUUAAUCUUUCUCAGCAUAUUCGACCACUGAUCGGAAAAUAGGCACUGUAUGUGGUAACAUAAACGAGAUUAAAUGUGUUAAAAUUAAUAUUAUUCCUCGUAAUAUUUGAUCCUUGUUCAGUUGAAUCCAGUGUAGUGGAGGAACAAGAGUUAUAAACUCUAAUACGGAUGAACGCAAGCAUACAUGAUUUUGAGUUAUCUCAGGACAUGUGGGAGAGGGGCGUCGCGUACCACAUAUAAUAAAUGCAAAAGGAUACACUUAGAUAACAUACAAGCAUACAAAAUACCGAAAAGUGAGGGAAUGCUUAUGAUUUUUUUUUAAAAAUAGCUCCCAAAAAGGUCAAAAUUAGACCUAAAAAGUGUAAUCUCAAAAGUUUCAGCUGGCGACCUUAUGGAUAUGUACCAAAGGUUCAAUAUGAGAUUAAAUUUUAAAAUCAUCGAAGGGAAUGAGUUUAUUGCCUAUUACUAAGAAGAUGUUUGAUGGAAACUCCACCAACGCGAUUGGAGAUCCCAAAAGGUUGGUUCAAAAGGACAACUAAAUCAAACAUAAUCUGAUAAAAGUAUUGAAACUUACCCAUAUCCCAGAUGAUAAUCAGUGCUCCUGUAAAUUUAAGGUUAAGCAUUGGAUUUUAAAGAGAUAGGACCAUGGCCUUCAUAUAUAUGUAUAUAAAGUAUUACAGGGUAAACCGGGCGCUUGUGGUCUGGUGGUAAAGGGUUCACGACUGUGAGUUCCGCCACCUAGGUUUGAUUUCUGGCCACCAUCGAAUAAAAAUGGGGUAAAAGGCGGCUCCCCUGGAUGCCUUCGGCGGGCUCCCUGGAUCAGAUCCGGUAGACGCCAUUAGGCGCUAGUCAGGUCUCUUUCGAGGACAUCCGGAUAUUAGGGUCAUAAAAAAAGUAUUACAUGGUAAUUUAUUGUAUAUAUGAUAGGUGCACAUGGCAAUCACCUACUGAGUGUGAAAUGAGGCCAUUUUUAGGAGGAUGAAGUUUAGGCUAUAUUCUCCAAAUUCACUAAUGACUACCAGGCAAGUUCAUGGCCAAAAUGAACACAACACGAAACUUAACUCUACGAGAAAACUCAGCUGUGUUGUAUCUGUUGACUCGGUUUACACAAAACUUCGGGUGGUUCAAGAUAUCAUGUACACCUGCUGAAAUGUAGAUCCAACAGGUAUUAACAAUGAGUGGUUCAAGGCUUGAAUAUGCUACUACCUCAUAUACAAUUAGUUAGUGUGUGGUAUGAGCAGGAUGUCACUUCUUAGAGAUUUUCUGGAUUGCCUUGGAAUGGACCAUAAGAAAAUCUGGUAGGAAAUGCCCCUUUGCUAAGUAUAGGAGAGACUAUGAUCUUUCAAGUCGUUUUGGCACAUAGCCGAGUGUGAUCUUGUGAUGUUGGUGGAUUUGCGAUCUCGGAUUCGCAUUAAAAUUAUAGUAUGACAUCUGUCUUAUGGGUCAAGGCCUUAGCGGCGCAUGGCCUUAUGGGCGUGUAGCCGCAUAAUUAUUUGAUCUAGAGGGCGUGCUGAUAGAUUUGUCGAUAUGCUGUCAUGAACACACUCUCUUCAUGUUUAUGAGCAGGAGGCCUUGGCUUGAGCUAGUACAUAAUUUGUGGUAUGCUAUUGUGGGCAUAGAGUUUUAUCUUAUUGGUGAUGAUCAUGUAGAUCUGUCCGAGUUAGUAGGAGAACCUUGUCUUCCUAUCAAGUGAGAAGGAAUACCUAAUCCGGAGGCAGGGGAAAGACUUGUAAAAUGGAAUGCCCCUAGCAGAUAUAUUCCAGCCUUCAUUUAAUAUCAUAUGCCUUUUUGAAGAUUUUUCUUUAUUCUUUAUAGGGUGUUACCAUUUUUCGAUGGAUCCUGAUUUCUGCGUAAGAGGAAAUUUAAAUUAACUCUCGAUAUAUGAUGUUUGAAAUAGGCCUAUACCACAUCCCAACAAUCAACUCGCACCACCACCGCCAGGAAACUCUUCCUCUGAACGUCUGCUCAUCGUCCUCGAAGCUGCAAGGAAAAAAGGAUCCCAUCGACAUUCUGUAACAGAACAUACUUCAUCCCUAUGUCUGUUUUCCUUGCUGGAAAAGCACUUUCUCCACAUCGUUUGGACUGAGAUACCUCUACUGAUGUGAAUCUACAGACUUACCACAGUAAGACAUGAGGACAUGAGCCCAAAUUCAUCCUGGUAUGUGGAGCCAUACACCCCAUAAGAACCGCAAAACCACUGCUACACUACUGUUGCCACGAAAUCUGACACUAAGAAGCACAAGAAACCAGAUGAACACACCACAUAAAAUGGGGCUCAUGCAGAGAAAAAAAAAAUUUAAUAAAGAAGAUGAGCUCUCUCACAGCAUCGCGGGAGAGUCGAUGCCUGAAAGACAGCAGAAAAAGACAGUGCUUCUUGUACAAGAGAGAAGAAAGAGUUUUUGAAAUUAAAAGAGUAAUGUACAUAAAAGGAUACCCUUCCAAAUAUUAAAUCACAUCGAUCAGUGGGAUAUUAUUUCAAAAUUUAACUUUGGGUUGCACUUAUACUGAGUAACAAACUUUCAACGGUAUGAAAUUAUUAUUAAAUGAUUAGUCUGAUAAUUUGUCUCACGCAACCACAUGUGUAUAUACUCCUGAUCCUAAGGGCCAGUCAAUGGUGGGAGGCUCAAAGCGACUUAGACGUCUAUUAAACCAAAGACUACAUGAAGAACCAUCUAAAACGCAAACACAUGUUAUGAGAAAGAAGAUGAAGACUGGUCUUGUAAUCAUAAACUGUAUAAUCCUGGCCAUUGGAAACUGCGGAGGCCCUCUAAUCACGCGUCUCUACUUCAGAAACGGUGGCAAACGGAUCUGGUUCUCAAGCUUCCUCCAAACCGCAGGCUGUCCCAUCAUCCUCUUCCCUCUUCUCUUCUCCUUCCGCCUCCGCCGUAAAGAAGCAACAACGACUCCAUUUUUUCUCAUAAAACCUCCUCUGUUCUUGGCUUCUAUUGUGAUUGGUCUGCUCACUGGCGUUGACAAUUACCUCUACGCUUACGGGUUAGCUUACCUCCCAGUUUCCACUUCUUCUCUGGUCAUCUCCUCUCAACUAGCCUUCACUGCUUUCUUCGCCUUUUUCAUGGUGAAGCAAAAGUUCACGCCCUUUAUUAUAAACGCCGUCGUUUUGCUUACUCUGGGUGCCGGAAUCCUAGCCCUUCACACCGACGGUGACAAGCUUGCCAAAGAGACACACAAGGAGUAUAUCGUUGGGUUCCUCAUGACCCUUGCUGCGGCUAUUCUCUACGCGUUUGUAUUGCCGCUUGUGGAGCUCACUUACAAGAAAGCUCGUAAACGAAUCAGCUACACGCUUGUGCUCGAGAUGCAGAUGGUCUUGUGCUUUGUGGCCACUUGCUUCUGCCUCGUUGGGAUGCUGGCUGAUGGCGAUUUCAAGGAGUUAGCAAGAGAAGCAAGAGAUUUUAAGCUUGGAAGGUCUACGUAUUACUAUGUGGUGGUUGUGUUCACGGCCAUCAUCUGGCAAGGCUUUUUCUUGGGAUCUAUUGGGAUGAUCUUCUGUGCAUCGUCUCUGGUCUCUGGAAUUCUUAUCUGUGCUCUGCUUCCGUUGACAGAGGUCUUGGCCGUCUUUUUCUUCCGGGAGAAGUUUCAGGCGGAGAAAGGUCUCUCUUUGUUUCUCUCCCUUUGGGGAUUCGUCUCUUAUUUCUACGGACAGAUUAAAUCCGAGAACAAGACUGAGACUCAGGAUCAGGAGGCACAACUCUCUCAGCUUCCGGGCAUUGAUUCUGUAGCUUAAAAGCACCUAACUUGUUACACUUUUUAAGUUUUUUACUUUUAUUAAUGAUGUGUUCUCAUUUGUCUAAUGUUUCUGUGUAAAACACAUACCUGUAACAUCUAUGGUUUGGGGAAUUCAUUUUCAAGUUUUGGUCACAAAAAUAGACUAUAAGGAAUAAAAUAAUCAAAAUGUUUCAUUUAAUAGAUAAAUGACACAAAUACCCUAGAUAUAAAAAAAAAUUUAUAGUUUUAGAUCAUAUGUUUUUAAAUUCGAAUUUUUUUUAAAAAAAAUUUAAAUUUUUUUUUUUCGAAAUCGUUUUUUUAUUUUUUUUCAAAUUUUCUUUUUGUAAUUCAAAAAUACUUUUUGAAACUAUUUUUAAAAUUUUAUUUUCAAAUUUUUAAUAUUUAUUUUCUAUUUUAUAAAAUUUUAAAUCUCAACUUCAAAUUCUCACUCCUUAACUUUAACCCUAAGGUUUGGAUUAGUUAAUCCUAAGGGUAUAAAUGUAUAUUUACAUUUUUAAUAAAACAUUUUGGUCAUUUUGAUUCUUAGAGUCUAUAUUUGUGAUAUAAAUUUUUUUAGUGCUAUUCUAGAGUAUUUCUCUAAAUGAAAACAAUACUACAAUUAGAAAAAGGAUAUUUGAGCUUUUCAUUUUAGAUACAGGGGCUUUCAAGAUGAUUUUUCACUGGGCAGUUCUUUCAAAUAGUUUUUUAAGUUUUUUUUAUCAAAGUAGCCUUAAAAAAAACUAAAAUUGCUCAUUUUAUUUUUAUUUUAUUUUUUAUAUUUAUGCUUUACUU
Messenger RNA from Brassica rapa (field mustard), 7886 nucleotides. RefSeq names its product purine permease 2. NCBI's taxonomy places the organism in Eukaryota, Viridiplantae, Streptophyta, Magnoliopsida, Brassicales, Brassicaceae. Gene Ontology annotation, cellular component: membrane. The record is from RefSeq and is a predicted model, not a curated record. Gene Ontology annotation, molecular function: purine nucleoside transmembrane transporter activity.